AUGCGUAUCCAGAUUCUGCCAUUAUUCUUAUACCAGAGAUGCUUCAUUGUUCAUGGGGAUUCCUUCGUGGAGCAAUAUCAAAAGGGCCAGUCACCUCAUGUCGCGUCCAUUCACCAUCCAUCUCGCACUUUUCCACUUCACCCGGAAGGGAUCAACAUCAGUAUUCUUGUCCGAUUGAUGCGGAGCCCCUCGAUCGCUACAGAAGAGGAAGCUAUCACCCAAUCUCAUUGGGGUGCUUUUUGGACAACGGGAGAUACAAGAUCCUACACAAAUUGGGAUGGGGAGGGUACUCGACAGUUUGGGCUGCGAGAGAUCGAACGAGAGCUAGACAUUCUGAAGAAGCUGAGAUCAGCGCCCGGCAGCUCUCAACAUGUCGUGCAUCUACUUGAUGAUUUCGAGCUAGAAGGACCGAACGGAACGCAUCGCUGCUUAGUUUCCGAGCUUUUGGGACCAAGUGUUCCCGACUUGAUAGAUGCUCGAUUCUCGGACGAGAGACUGCCCGGAAAACUUGCCAAGGCUAUUGUGAAGCAGGCCCUUUUAGGGCUUGACUUUCUACACGACCAGAAGAUUGCGCAUGGGGAUCUUCACACCCGCAACUUGGUGUUCACCAUAGCCCCUAAGGACAAUAUACCAGAGCAGGAUUUCAUCAAAAGAUUAGGUACACCAGACAUAGGACAUGUUCGCAGAAAAGACGGUUGCCAAUUAGAUCCUGGUAUCCCCGAAUACAUCGUCAGGCCUGCUAGGACACAUUCGUGUCCUUUGUCAGGCAGUAUCAAGAUAGUCGACUUUGGCGAGGCCUUCUCGCAGGAAAAUGUCCCACAAACCCUUCACACCCCGCUAAGCGUUCGGGCACCAGAGGUCAUCUUUGGGGGCCAAUUGGAUUAUCGGGUAGAUCUGUGGAGCCUGGGAUGCAUGCUAUCCGAGCUUUUUGUCGGCCAGCCACCAUUUGACAGCUUCCUGAUAACGCCCAAAAUCCUCGUGGGCCAGAUGCAGGAGAUGACAAAUGAAACACUGCCUGAGAACUGGCUAGACCAGUGGAGAAAGAUGAGCGGUGACUACAGCGGAGACAGUGCGGGACCUGGGCUACAGGACUGGCUGGAAGAGAUGUAUUUUGAUGGUGAGCGCAAAGCAGAUUUGACUGGCGAUGAUAUCGUCCAGCUAGGGCGUAUUAUCAGCAAGCUGCUGCAGUUCGAGCCGUCUGCGAGGGCAUCGGUGAAAGAGAUCGUGAACGAUCCUUGGCUUAGGGGUGAAGUAUGA
Aspergillus terreus NIH2624 is the source of this 1257-nucleotide messenger RNA. RefSeq lists its product as uncharacterized. Gene Ontology annotation, molecular function: protein kinase activity; ATP binding. The record is from RefSeq and is a predicted model, not a curated record. Gene Ontology annotation, biological process: protein phosphorylation. Bases 1 to 1257 code for a protein of 418 amino acids. Lineage: Eukaryota; Fungi; Ascomycota; Eurotiomycetes; Eurotiales; Aspergillaceae. The transcript is spliced from 4 exons.